This is a messenger RNA of Andrographis paniculata, 1382 nucleotides long. RefSeq names its product glutamine synthetase nodule isozyme-like. The coding region runs from base 102 to 1166 and encodes 354 amino acids. The record is from RefSeq and is a predicted model, not a curated record. Gene Ontology annotation, cellular component: cytoplasm. NCBI's taxonomy places the organism in Eukaryota, Viridiplantae, Streptophyta, Magnoliopsida, Lamiales, Acanthaceae. The transcript is spliced from 12 exons. Gene Ontology annotation, molecular function: glutamine synthetase activity.
UCCUAUUCCCUCAUCAAUUGUCAUAGUGAGCUUCUGAACGAAGGGUAAAACUUCGAGCAUAACCGUCGCUCUGUUUGGAGGCGAUUUCGUAGCGAAGGAGCAUGUCUUUGAUCAACGAUCUCAUCAAUUUGGACCUCUCUGGGGAGAAAUUCAUUGCUGAAUAUAUAUGGAUUGGUGGAUCUGGAAUGGAUCUCAGAAGCAAGGCUAGGACUCUCUCUGGUCCAAUAACCGAUCCUGCGAAGCUCCCGAAGUGGAACUAUGACGGAUCCAGCACAGGCCAAGCCCCUGGCGAAGACAGUGAAGUUAUCCUUUAUCCUCAGGCAAUUUUUCCAGAUCCAUUCCGGAGAGGAAACCACAUACUUGUCAUGUGCGAUGCCUACACUCCUGCCGGGGAGCCAAUUCCCACAAACAACAGGUGCAAUGCUGCCAAGAUUUUUAGCCAUCCCAAUGUCAUUGCAGAGGAGCCGUGGUAUGGCAUCGAGCAAGAGUAUACUCUGUUGCAGAAGGAUCUCAAAUGGCCUCUCGGAUGGCCCGUUGGAGGAUUCCCUGGACCGCAGGGACCGUACUACUGUGGGAUUGGUGCUGAAAAAGCCUUUGGUCGAGACAUAGUCGAUGCUCACUAUAAAGCGUGUCUCUACGCAGGGAUCAACAUCAGUGGCAUCAAUGGAGAAGUUAUGCCUGGCCAGUGGGAAUUCCAAGUCGGCCCUUCCGUGGGAAUCUCUGCUGGUGAUCAGCUAUGGGUGGCUCGAUACAUUCUAGAGAGGAUCACUGAGAUUGCUGGUGUGGUCGUCUCCUUCGAUCCUAAGCCUAUUCAGGGCGACUGGAAUGGCGCCGGUGCUCAUACAAACUACAGCACCAAGUCCAUGAGAGAUGAAGGAGGCUACGAGGUGAUCAAAAAAGCUAUCGAAAAGCUCGGCCGGAGACACAAAGAACACAUCGCCGCUUACGGAGAAGGCAACGAGCGUCGCCUCACUGGGAAGCACGAAACAGCUGACAUCAACACUUUCUUAUGGGGCGUGGCGAACCGUGGAGCCUCCAUUAGAGUGGGAAGGGAGACAGAAAAAGAUGGAAAAGGUUAUUUCGAGGAUAGGAGGCCUGCAUCGAACAUGGACCCGUAUGUCGUGACUUCCAUGAUUGCGGACACUACAAUUCUUUGGCACCCAUGAAAUAAAGGUACCAUCGACCUCAAUAUUCCCAUCAUAUAUAUAUAUAUAUAUGUUUUUAGUGUUUUUACGAAAUCUGUGUCGAGAUGUUUUAUUUUAAGCAUUCUGCUGUAUAUUAGUAUAUGUUUUAGACGAUGAGGUGAGGUUUAAAUCUGUUCGUUGCCAUAAUAAUAAUAAUAAUACAAAAAAUUAAAUUAAAUUAAUGCAUUACAUAAAUAU